GUGGUGGCCCCCUGCGUUGGCGGCACUGUGACGAUUUCAGCUGACCUAGAAUUGGAUUGCGCCAGCCGUUCUGCAAAAAAAAAAAUAAGUAUGAAGCUGUACCUAUUAUUGCGAUAAAUUAAUAAAUAAUAUCGUCUAGCCCGUUACAACGUACGUGUAGUGAUACCGCAGUGUUUACCUGAACCGCACUCUGAUUAUGUCGGCGGUCUCGUGUGCGGACGUAUGUACUGCUGAUGUUCCUGCUGUGCGUUUUAUCGUUACGGAACAAGUAACGUCAUUUCACUAGUACUGCGGCACCACCCUGUGUGAUAUACGCUCGCCUGCAUGCGAGGUAAAUCCCUUUGUGAACUCGUUGUGUUCCAGGUGUAUUGUUGAGUCAUGAGCAUCACGAUGGAACAGAACGGGGUCUUCGAUCCCGCUUUGGCCGGCCUGUUGGAGUCGUUAGUCGGAUCGCGGGAUGCCAUCUCCGCGUCUAAAGAAGAACUGGACUUCUUGUCCAAUCUAUUGCAAAGCAAAGAACUACAUGCUCUGUUCAAGGUGUACAACUCCAUUGUUGAUCGGGUGCAUGAUGAUCGUCGAUGCUCGCCUGUGCUGUCAAGUUCCAUGCAAAUCACUCUGGAUGUUAUGGAAGUCUUAUUGCCUAGAAUUUCUCUUAGCGAUACAUCCAGGCAACUCUUCCAACUAUUGCAGAACCCUCACAUACAGGGGCUUUUGUGUGCACAUGAUGCGGUAGCUCAAAAAGACUACUUGCCUCGAUUGCCUGAAAUUCCCCAAGAAAUGGAUGAGGAUGAAGAGACAAUUAAGAUUGUACAAUUGGUCAAAAGCACUGAACCAUUGGAUGGGGAGCCUGAUUCAGCCGAACCAAUUGUGGGUGCUACAAUUAAAACUGAUGAAGAAAAUGGAAAAAUAAUCAUUGCAAGAGUGAUGCAUGGUGGUGCUGCUGAUCGUUCUGGUUUGAUAAAUGUUGGUGAUGAAGUAUGUGAAGUAAAUGGAAUCAACGUUGAAGGAAAAUCUCCAGCUGAUGUAUUACAGAUAUUGCAACAUUCUGAAGGAACAAUAACAUUCAAGUUGAUUCCUGCCGAUCCAAAAAGUGGAGCUCGUGAAAGCAAAAUGAAAGUGAGAGCCCAUUUUGAUUUUAAUACUGAUGUUGAUCCUUACAUUCCAUGCAAAGAAGCUGGCUUAAGUUUCAGCAAAGGAGAAGUAUUACACAUUGUUAGUCAGGAUGAUCCUUAUUGGUGGCAAGCUCGAAAAGAAGGUGAUCGCAAUAUGAGAGCUGGACUAAUACCUAGUAAAGCUCUUCAAGAACGUAAAAUAAUUCAUGAAAGAUUGUCUAUGGCUGAUCAAAAAAAGAAAUGGGUCAUGGAUACCAUUAAUGGGGGUUGUAUUGGUGGGGGCGGAAUGACAUGUUUGCCAGACCGUUCAAUAGCCAAGGACCCAUUAUGUGGGUCACUGGCUGCUCUGAACGAUCUAGGUGAAGACAUGGCGUCCGAAUGUUUGGUACGCACACGUGUUAAAAAGGUUAUCUAUGACGCAGCUGAAAGUGAUGAUUAUGACCGAGAAGAUAUUGCUACAUAUGAAGAAGUGGUAAAGCUGUAUCCCAGACCUGAAUUUCCUCGACCAAUUGUCUUGAUUGGUCCACCUGGUGUUGGCAGAAACGAGUUGAAGAGACGUAUUAUGGAAUUAAAUCCAGACAAAUAUCAUACACCUGUACCUCAUACAUCAAGGUCUCCUAGACCUGGAGAAGUGAAUGGCAAAGAAUAUAAUUUUGUCUCGAGAGAAUUGAUGGAAGAACAAAUAGCUCGUGGUGAAUUUUUAGAAUUUGGUGAAUACAAAGGCAAUCUUUACGGCACAUCUUUAGAAAGUGUUAAAUCAAUCAUACGUUCUGGACUUACAUGUAUAAUAAAUCCACAUUAUCAGGCAUUAAAAAUGUUACGGACACCUGAUAUAAAACCUUAUAUUAUAUAUAUUAAGCCACCACCAUUUGAUGUAUUAAAAUCAACUAGAAAUGGUGCAUUUGCAAUGUCAACUUUUGAUGAAACAAAUUCUAGAGGUUUUACUGAUGAUGAGUUCAAUGAAAUUCUGAGAAGUUCCAAACGAAUAGAAUUCCUUUAUGACCAUUGGUUUGAUGAAAUAAUAGUAAAUGAUGAUUUUAAGUUGGCUCUGGAACAGUUGUUAGAAGCUGAUCAUAAAUUAAAAACUGAACCAUUAUGGGCACCUGCUUCUUGGCUACAUUAUGUGCGAAACUAGUCAGUUACCUAUUCUCAACCCGCCACCAAAACAGUAUUUAUACAUAUUCAAUAGAACACAACCAAGGACUUCGACCAAUAAUAAAAUUAAAUAAUCGAUAGUUUUGUUCUGAAUUUGAAUGAAUUUAGUUUUAUUAUUUUAUUAGUUUUAAAAUUAUUAUGAUAGUUAAAAAGCAAUGGAAUAGGAUUACAUACAUUUUUUUAACAAAAUUUAUUUAUGCUUAUAGAAAGAAUGUUAAAUAAUUUCAUAAUUUUAAAAUAAUAGGCUAUUUACGGUUGUGAAAUUUAAUUUAGAUGAUAACUAAUCUAUUUUUACCCAUUUCUAGUCAAUAAUUUUUAAAAAUCUUACAUUUGUUGAGAUUUUAUUAGUAAGUUUUAGAUUUUAUAAAAAUUAUUACAAAUUUUUUUUCUGAAACUAUCAUUAUUUAGUAUUGGCAUUAUGCCAAUUUUCUUUUAAGUGUAUUUUGUUUUGAAAUAAGUUUAUUAUUGCCAAAUAGAAUUUACUUAUUGCGUGACUCAGAAUCAACACUGCGUUACUAUCAUUGAGAAAUGUUGAUACACGCUGUAAGUUACUAUAGAUAAUAUUUUAUGUAUGAUGUUAUUAUUUUUGUAUUUUGUUCAUAGGUCUUAAUGUUAUGCCAAUGGAACAAAUAUCUGUAUUUAUUUUUAAAUUUUAAAGAAUUGAGUUAUAAAAUUGAUCUACCGCCUAAUGCAAAGUUACAAAAUUAUGUAUUAUUUAUCAAUUAAUUCUAAUGAUGAAAUACAUUAAUAUAUUAGGGUACAUUCGUUGAAUAAUUGUGUUAUUGUAACUAUUUUUUCUCUAUAAUUAUAAAAAAAAUUUAAAAAAUGUUUAAUAGUUUAUAAAGCG
Messenger RNA from Sipha flava (yellow sugarcane aphid), 3114 nucleotides. It is a transcript of the gene metro, whose product is annotated as MAGUK p55 subfamily member 7. The coding region runs from base 379 to 2247 and encodes 622 amino acids. The record is from RefSeq and is a predicted model, not a curated record. Gene Ontology annotation, cellular component: plasma membrane; cell-cell junction. Gene Ontology annotation, molecular function: protein binding. The transcript has 12 exons. Lineage: Eukaryota; Metazoa; Arthropoda; Insecta; Hemiptera; Aphididae.